This is a messenger RNA of Erinaceus europaeus (western European hedgehog), 1009 nucleotides long. RefSeq names its product TIMP metallopeptidase inhibitor 1 (gene TIMP1). The transcript is spliced from 6 exons. Gene Ontology annotation, molecular function: protease binding; metalloendopeptidase inhibitor activity. NCBI's taxonomy places the organism in Eukaryota, Metazoa, Chordata, Mammalia, Eulipotyphla, Erinaceidae. The record is from RefSeq and is a predicted model, not a curated record. Bases 287 to 910 code for a protein of 207 amino acids. Gene Ontology annotation, biological process: negative regulation of membrane protein ectodomain proteolysis; negative regulation of endopeptidase activity. Gene Ontology annotation, cellular component: extracellular matrix.
ACAGGGAGCCUGUCAGCACUCCACUAGAAGCUGCCUGGAAGGCCUGGCGCCAGAUGCGGGAGACCUGGGAGGCCCACAGAGAGGGCGAGAAGGAGGGCAAAGCGCCCUCAGCCCGCCUCUUGGCCUCCCCUGAUGGUGGGCGGAUGAGUAAUGCGUCCAGGAAGCCUGGAGGCCUGUGGUUUCCGCACCACCGCCCCCGCCCCUUGAGGGGUGGACAUUUAGCCUCUGCCGCCAGGCCCUGCCGCCAUCGCCAUCGUCUGCAGACCCCGCUGGCAGAGAACUCACCAUGGCCCCCUUUGCACCCCUGGUCUCCGGCAUUCUGAUGUUGCUGUGGCUGACAGCCUCCAGCAGGGCCUGCACCUGUGUCCCAUCUCACCCCCAGACAGCCUUCUGCAACUCUGACCUCGUCAUCAAAGCCAAGUUUGUGGGAACCACAGAAGUCAACCAGACUGCCUUAUACCAGCGUUAUGAAAUCAAGAUGACCAAGAUGUUCAAAGGCUUCCAAGCCCUGGGGGAUGCCCCUGACAUCCGGUUUGUCUACACCCCUGCCAUGGAGAGUGUCUGCGGCUACUUCCACAACUCCCAGAACCGCAGUGAGGAGUUCCUUGUCGCUGGACAAUUGUGGAAGGGCCACCUGCACAUCACCACCUGCAGUUUUGUGGCCCCUUGGAACAGCCUGAGCUCUUCCCAGCGCCGGGGCUUUACCAAAGCCUACUCUGAGGGCUGCAAGGAAUGCACAGUGUUCCCCUGCUCCUCCAUCCCCUGCAAGCUGCAGAGUGACACCCACUGCCUGUGGACGGAUCAGCUGCUCCAGGGUUCAGAGAAGGGUUUCCAGAGCCGCCACCUGGCCUGCCUGCCCCGGGAGCCAGGCAUGUGCACCUGGCGCUCCCUGCGCCAUCGGAUGGCCUGAGUCCUGACUCCGACAGAAGCUGGCGCCCGCACAGUGUUCACUCCCCUUCCCUGUUCCUGUCUUCUCUCUCUGAUGAUGAAAUAAAGAACUUCCACCCAG